Solanum tuberosum (potato) is the source of this 609-nucleotide messenger RNA. RefSeq lists its product as uncharacterized. The record is from RefSeq and is a predicted model, not a curated record. NCBI's taxonomy places the organism in Eukaryota, Viridiplantae, Streptophyta, Magnoliopsida, Solanales, Solanaceae. The coding region runs from base 1 to 609 and encodes 202 amino acids. The transcript has 2 exons.
AUGGGUUUAUUACAUUACUUUCUUGGCCUUCAAGUCCAUCAAACUGAAGAGGGAAUAUUUCUUUCACAAAGGAAAUAUGCUAGAGACCUACUCAAUAAAUUUGGCAUGCUUAAUUGCAAGCAUGCGGCUACUCCAAUGAAUAUCAGUGAGAAAUUGCAGCAGGUAAAUGAAGAAGAAUUAACAGAUGCAAGGAGGUUCAGAAUUCUGAUAUAUUUGACGCAUACUAGACCCGAUAUUGCAUAUCAUGUUGGUGUUAUUUCUAGGUUUAUGCAACAACCUUCAAAAGUACACUAUGGGGCAGCAAAGAGAGUUUUGCGGUACAUUGCUGGAACUUUGGACUUUGAUAUUUGGUACUCCAAAACUGAUAAUUUCAGAUUGUGCGGGUACACAGAUAGUGAUUGGGCAAGUUCAUUGGACGAUAAACGGAGUGUUUCGGCGAAUGUUUUCACUCUAGGUUCAGCAAAGGAGGAAAUAUUAUUGGAAUAUUGCAGCACACAAGAGCAGUUGGCUGACGUAUUGACAAAGGCUUUAUCGAAGGAGAAAUUCUGCUAUUUCAGAGGAUUCUUUGGUGUCUGUACUUUUGAAUCAAGAGGGAAUGUUAAAGAGUGA